This is a messenger RNA of Hyphopichia burtonii NRRL Y-1933, 1632 nucleotides long. RefSeq names its product MFS general substrate transporter. Gene Ontology annotation, molecular function: transmembrane transporter activity. NCBI's taxonomy places the organism in Eukaryota, Fungi, Ascomycota, Pichiomycetes, Serinales, Debaryomycetaceae. Gene Ontology annotation, biological process: transmembrane transport. The record is from RefSeq and is a predicted model, not a curated record. The transcript has 2 exons. The coding region runs from base 1 to 1632 and encodes 543 amino acids.
AUGGGGUUUUUUUCAAAGAAAAAGGAUGAAAAACCAGUGGCCAGACCACAUAAUCCUAUCGCUGAUAAGCCUAAGCGUAUGGAUGAGCAUAUUGAAGAUGUUGGUGAUGGUGGUCAAAUUAAUAAAGAACAACAGGAAUUAUUACGUCGUACUUCAAAACUCCCCGGUAAAAUUCAUACCGAUGGUAGAAGAGUCUUGACUGAACGAGACUGUUUUGAUAAAUUAGGUUAUUCUUUUUCCACAAGAAGAAAAUGGACUAUUUUAUCCGUUAUUUUUGCAGUUCAAGUUUCGAUGAACUUUAAUACCUCGGUUUAUCCAAAUGCAAUUGUCCCAAUUUCUGAACAUUUUGGCAUUAGUGAACAAGCUGCUCGUUGUUCCCAAAUGAUUUUUUUGGUUGCUUAUGCUUUUGGUUGUGAAUUAUGGGCUCCUUGGUCCGAAGAAUGGGGUCGUUUCUGGAUUAUGCAAGCUUCAUUGUUUUUCGUUAAUAUUUGGCAGAUUGUCGGUGGGACCGCUACUAACUUUGGUUCAAUCAUGGUUGCUCGUUUCCUUGGUGGUUUAUCUUCAGCUGGUGGUUCGGUCACUUUGGGGAUGACUGCUGAUUUAUACGAUGCAAACACCCAAAAUUUCGCCGUUUGUUAUAUCGUUUUGUCCUCGGUGGGUGGGUCAAGUAUUGGUCCGGUGUUUGGUGGUUUAAUGCAAGAUCAUUUAUCCUGGAGAUGGAAUUUCUGGAUUCAAUUGAUUUUUGGUGGAGUGGUACAGAUUGCCCAUUUCUUUUUGGUUUCAGAAACUAGAUCAACGGUUUUAAUAGAUCGUGAAGCUAAACGUAGAAGAAAAACUGGUGAAGAUCCAGAAAUUUAUGGUCCUGGUGAAGUGGCCGAUCCUUUAACUUUUUCUCAUGUUAUGAAAAUUUGGAUUCGUCCUUUCGAAAUGUUUUUACGUGAACCAAUUGUCUUGUGUCUUUCUCUUCUUUCUGGGUUUUCCGAUGCUUUGAUUUUCGUUUGUAUGGAAUCUUUCACUUUGGUUUAUGAACAAUGGGGGUUUUCCGCCACCGCUUGUGGUCUUGCUUUUCUUCCGGUCAUUAUUGGAUACUUCAUCGCUUAUGGUAUUCAUUUACCGGACUGUUAUCGUCAACGUCAAAUUUUCACCCAACACGGUGAAGAAGCUAGGUUGGCUGAACGUCGUCUUUUACUUCUUUUAUUUUUGGCUCCUUUAGAAGCUAUUGGUUUAUUUGGUUUUGCUUGGACUUCAAUGGGUCCUUCUCAUAAUCCUUGGAUUGCUCCAAUGAUUUUUAGUUGUUUAAUUGCAAUUGCUAAUUUUAGUAUUUACAUGUCUACCAUUGAUUAUAUGAUUGCAGCUUAUGGUCCUUAUUCUGCUUCUGCUACUGGUGGUAACGGUUUUGCUCGUGAUUUCUUGGCUGGUAUCUCUGCUAUGUAUGCCGGUCCAAUGUAUACUAACAUUGGUGGAAAAUUACAUUUACAAUGGGCUAGUACUCUUCUUGGAUGUUUGGCUAUAAUUGUGGCUAUUCCAAUUUACAUUUUCUAUUGGAAAGGUCCAGUUAUUAGACAAAGAAGUAAAUUUGCCCAAACUUUGGCUGCAGAUCGUAAAAUUUUAAUAUACAUAUACAUUGGUUAA